Vicia faba (fava bean) is the source of this 309-nucleotide messenger RNA. Lineage: Eukaryota; Viridiplantae; Streptophyta; Magnoliopsida; Fabales; Fabaceae. The record is from the annotation of a GenBank genome assembly.
AUGUUAAAACACAGGCGUAUAGAAUACCAGCAAGGUUUCAGCACCACCGCUCACCUCGGUCUUCUACUUCCUUCAAUAGCUACAAUUCCAUUGCGAAUAACAGAAAUUGAUUGCUCCCUCCGUCUUUCUCUCGAUUCCUCCUCUGAUGCCGAUAUUCUUCUUCAUCUCUUUGCUGCCGCUCUCUCCUCUUUUGUGGCUGCGAACGACGAACACAACAGCCGUCCGCUCAACUCCUCUGAUUCAUUUGUUUCAGAUUUCAUUGCAAUUGGAUCGCCGGAGGUGACGUUAUGGAUUCAUAAUGAUGAUUGA